AUGAUGAGCAACUUCAAUGCCUUUAUGGCAGGUUCCCUCGAGACUCGCAAGGACUGGUUUUAUCUGUUUCCCGUGGAUAAGAUCAUUCUCGAUGGCGCACGAAGAGAUGGAACCGACUCCACAUUGCUAGUUGACAUUGGAGGAGGAGAAGGCCACGAUAUAGAGGCUUUCCACAGAAGUUUUCCAGAUGCUGUGGGGGAUUUAGUUCUGCAGGACCUUCCGGGGACAAUUGACAACAUCAAGAAACUAGAUCCGGUUAUUGUUCGUCAAAAGCACAACUUUUUCGAGCAGCAACCGGUGAAGGGAGCACGAGCUUACUAUUUAAGGUAUAUAUUCCACGACUGGCCGGACGACGAGUGUGUCACUAUUUUGAAGCACAUUGCAUCUGCGAUGCAGCCAGGUUAUAGCAAGCUCCUAAUAUUCGAAUGGGUUCUUCCUGCGAAAAAUGUCCCAUUGUACCCGGCGCUCUUGGAUAUCAACAUGAUGGCUCUCCUAAAUGGAAUGGAGCGCACUAAAGAGCAGUGGACUGCGCUACUUUCGCAGGCUGGUCUUAGGAUAGUCAAGUUCUGGAGUGUCGGUAGCGAAUCCGAGGGUUUGAUUGAGGCCAUUCUGGAAAACUAA
Messenger RNA from Talaromyces rugulosus, 621 nucleotides. RefSeq lists its product as uncharacterized. Lineage: Eukaryota; Fungi; Ascomycota; Eurotiomycetes; Eurotiales; Trichocomaceae. The coding region runs from base 1 to 621 and encodes 206 amino acids. The transcript has a single exon. The record is from RefSeq and is a predicted model, not a curated record. Gene Ontology annotation, molecular function: O-methyltransferase activity.